This is a messenger RNA of Anoplophora glabripennis (Asian longhorned beetle), 476 nucleotides long. It is a transcript of the gene levy, whose product is annotated as cytochrome c oxidase subunit 6A2, mitochondrial. Gene Ontology annotation, cellular component: mitochondrial inner membrane. Gene Ontology annotation, biological process: mitochondrial electron transport, cytochrome c to oxygen. The record is from RefSeq and is a predicted model, not a curated record. Lineage: Eukaryota; Metazoa; Arthropoda; Insecta; Coleoptera; Cerambycidae. Gene Ontology annotation, molecular function: enzyme regulator activity. The transcript is spliced from 2 exons. Bases 6 to 392 code for a protein of 128 amino acids.
CUUGCAUGUGUCAUCGAGAAAGCAGAAGAAGAAAAGGAAAAAUAGAAAAGGUAAAAAUGGCUGCCAUUGUAAAUCAGGCAUUCCGAAGAUAUUUACAAACUACCGUGCAAAGGGGUGUUCAGGUACAGGGCCCUUCUGCGGUAUCUGGACAGCAUGAAGGUGGGUUCAAGAUUUGGAAGAACCUCACUAUCUUCGUAGCAUUUCCAUCGAUCUUACUCUGUGGUGUAAACUGCUAUUUAGCCCAUCAAAGCGGACAUCACGGACAGCCAGAGUUCGUCAAAUACGAUUAUCUCCGUGUUCGUACAAAGCGAUUCCCAUGGGGUGAAGGCAACCGUUCUCUGUUCCACAACUCUCAUGUUAAUGCCCUCCCCGAUGGAUAUGAGGCACAUUAAGUGAGAGUGUAUAAUAGUAUUCAAUAGAGCCAUUUCAUAUAUUAUUUGUAUUUUUAAUUGUUAAUAAAUGUCAUGAAUUACGUA